Molecule: messenger RNA, 875 nt
Organism: Fusarium graminearum PH-1
Lineage: Eukaryota; Fungi; Ascomycota; Sordariomycetes; Hypocreales; Nectriaceae
Product: carbonic anhydrase 2
Exons: 1
Coding region: 146-817 (223 amino acids)
Biological process (GO): cellular response to carbon dioxide; cellular response to oxidative stress; carbon utilization
Cellular component (GO): cytoplasm
Molecular function (GO): carbonate dehydratase activity; zinc ion binding
Source: RefSeq, a predicted model, not a curated record
CAUCGCUUCAACUCUUUCUUCUCGCUCCAUUUCAGCCGCUGCUGCUUGUUUCUCACAAACGCGCUUCCAUUCUUCUUGUUCCUCUUCUUCUUCUUCUUCGUCAUCAUCAUCCUCCUCCGCUUCAAAACCCACCUCGUGGCGCAACAUGGCCGAAAAGGACAUCACAAAGUACCUCCAGCAGAGCCACGACCGGCUGUUCGUCAACAACCGCGAGUGGGCUGAGAACAAGGCCAAGGUCAACCCCGACUUCUUCAAGAACCUCGUUGCCGGCCAGGCUCCCGAGUACCUCUGGAUCGGAUGCGCCGACUCGCGCAUCCCCGCCGAGCAGAUCUGCGGCCUCGAGCCCGGCGAGGCAUUUAUCCACCGCAACAUCGCCAACCUCGUCUGCAACACUGACCUCAACGCCAUGGGCGUCAUCAACUACGCCGUCAAGCACCUCGGCGUCAAGCACAUCAUCGUCUGCGGCCACUACGGCUGCGGCGGUGUCAAGGCCGCCAUGACACCCCAGGACCUGGGUCUGCUGAACCCCUGGCUGCGAAACAUCCGCGACGUGUACCGCCUUCACGAGAAGGAGCUCGAUGCCAUUGCCGACGAGAGCGAGCGAUAUGACCGGCUCGUCGAGCUCAACGUCAUUGAGCAAUGCCGCAACGUCAUCAAGUCUGCCGACGUUCAACAGUCAUGGCACGAGAACAAGUACCCCAUCGUUCACGGAUGGGUGUUUGGGUUCAAGGACGGUCUGCUCAAGGAUCUUAAGAUUGACUUUGAGGCGGUGCUGGGCGAUAUCCAAAAGAUUUACAACCUUGUUGACAAGAAAUAAUUGGGGGGUGGAGCGAAUUGGCGUUGAUAGAAUGAGAAUUACAAUACCGUUUCAAUGU